Messenger RNA from Mycena indigotica, 2166 nucleotides. RefSeq lists its product as uncharacterized. The transcript is spliced from 11 exons. Lineage: Eukaryota; Fungi; Basidiomycota; Agaricomycetes; Agaricales; Mycenaceae. The coding region runs from base 67 to 2166 and encodes 699 amino acids. The record is from RefSeq and is a predicted model, not a curated record. Gene Ontology annotation, biological process: DNA-templated transcription. Gene Ontology annotation, molecular function: DNA-binding transcription factor activity, RNA polymerase II-specific; DNA binding; zinc ion binding. Gene Ontology annotation, cellular component: nucleus.
UGCCUUCAUCGCGCUUUGUCCGACGGCCAUCGCUCCCUCAUCGCUCGUGUCCCCGACGGCCAAAAAAUGGCCGGGCCUUUGCCAGUCGAAUUAGCGAGUGAAAGACCGUAUCGUUCUCGGCGCCAAAGACCUUGCGAUCGCUGCCGUUCGCGUAAGCAACGGUGCAUAACCAAGCCCAGCGGAACGUGCCUCAAUUGCCAGAUAUCAGCCGUCGCGUGCACUUUUGUUGAUUCUCCAGCUGCGGAUCUACCUCGACAACGGAAAGCGAAACCCGACGCGAAAUCACCAAAAUCACCAAACGGGGAAGCCGGUUCCAGUCGUCGUUCAUAUGGAUCGUCCGGAUAUACGAGCCCGACUAUGAGUCUUGCAUCACCAACAGUGAAGCUGGAAAGGCACAACUCCCUUGACGUAAACUCACCUUUGACGUCUCCACGCUUCGAGUUGGGCAGUGCUCUCUCUUCCAUCGUCUUCAACUGGGAUCCCCCUUCAAUGCGGUUGGUCAACGAACCCAUCCCAAGUCAGGGCGAGGAAGACUUUCGGGCGCUGGAUUCGGACGCCGACGAUGAUUUUGAACCACAUUACGUCGGAGAAACGGCAGAGAGAGAUGGCCUUGUCCUCAGCGCAUUGGCUUCGGUUCACAGCAGCAGAAGUGGUGGAACACCCCCACAUUCGACACCCUUUCGCGUUCGUCAAGUCUCAACAAAUCAAACCGAACCCGUAUUCUUCUUAUUCGAGCGGGUGCGGCCCUAUGGCGAAGAUAGCGUCGGCAAAUAUACAAGUGCAGAGCUCAUUGGGCUGCUUGGACCCAGCAACAUCCAUCGUCUUCUCCAGCACUAUCUACGACUGGACGGUCUUGCAGUGCCGAUAUGGCGCUCCUCAGACUUCACUGACAAUCCCGAGCAACGUUUGCCUGCCGGCCUCUUUUGCGCUUAUGUCUCGCGGGGAAUAAUCUACGACGACCAAUUACGACACUUUUCUGCAGAUGCUUGGAAGGUUACCACGCUCACCAAUCGUGCGCAAUCCAGAAGUGCACGCGUGUCCACGAUCCAGGCUAAUCUUCUCGACUUGGACGGACGCCCUUCACUUAACCCCACUGGUAAUUCAAUGCUUCUUGGUCAAACCAUUGCCGCCGGACGUCUGAUGGGUCUUCACCUCGAUUGCUCCUCUUGGUUGAUUCCAAAGUGGGAAAAACAGCUCCGGAUCAAGUUGUGGUGGGCCGUCCUUCAACAAGAUAAAUGGUCUGCACUUUGUUAUGGUCGUUCCUCCUACAUCCAUUACACUGACUGGGACGUCCCGCUACCGCCAUGCGAGCACCCUAAUGAUUUUUCAUUCGUCUCUUUAUGCGAGCUCACCGUUAUUCUUGAUCGCAUUCUCCGUGAACUGCAUGUGGUCCGCCAAACCCAACGAUCAACCGAUAUCCGGGAGACAUUGCGCAAGAUAUCGAUGUUUGGUGUUGAAUUGGACACAUGGAAGCAUCGCCUUGAUGCGAUGGACAAUUCGCUCAACGGUUAUUAUCCGCCGGGCUUCCGUUCACUCCAACUAUCUCAUCUGGCAGUUGCUUUGCUCUUGGUUCGCUGUGUUCUGGACAUUGAUCUCCCACCGGCCGCUGCACAUUCCGCGUACGAUAGCGCUAUACGUGUUACGGAGGAAGUUGUUGUGUUCACGUCCAGUCUUACUCCUGAGGAUCUCCGAGGAUAUUUCACAACCUAUUCCGCUUUCCAUUUCUCAACUUGUCUUAUCCUCCUCGUUCGCCUUGUGCUGCAAGCCGAUGUAACUGACCAGUCCGAUGGCGCACCAUGGCAGCGUAUCUUGCAUCAACUUCGGAUUUUUAUUUCUGCAUUAUCAAAUGCCAGAAAAUCUGUACCAUCAUUCGAACUAGGCGACCUCGCUCUUGCCCGCGCAAGGCAUCUAAUACCCCUUCUGGCCAAGAACUUUCCUGAACUCUCAAUUGCGCUUGAACCGUUUUUCCCAGAGGAGAAUAUUCCUGUAGAGGUCCCGACAACUCCCUCGGGUUACGCGGCUCAAACACAGCAUGUCUGGCCUGAUAAUAAUGGAGCGGGACUGGAUGCAUUCUUUCCCGAGGUAACGCAGCCUGACUGGGCUGCGUUUCGGGACUACAUUCAGGUCCCAUUUUCGGCGGUAGUCCCGAAUUCGUACGGGCAAUGA